AUGAGCUUCGAUAACCCCUCCUCUUUUUCGACUGCUUCCUCUUCUGAUAAAUCAUCUCAGUCCAGGCAGUCUCGAUCUCAGCAGUCGCCCUGGGGACAGCCAUUCACAAUCCGCCGCCCUCUGACCCUGAACACAACCGCUUCCACGCGCAGGGACCACACCACCUCUGAAUCUGACCUUUGUAACUCAUCCACCUCUCCCUCCUCCGGCAACUUCCCUCCCUUGGUGGCCAGCUCCGCUGCUCGCUUUGGCUCGCGCCGAGGCACGCCCCCGAGUUCUUCUCAUUCCAACUCCCCCAUCACCGGUCUUCAAACUGGCGCUCAUCAGCUGCAGAGUUAUCAGACCCGCUCUAUCACAUCCCCCAGAUCCAGAACCGUCACCCCAUCGCAGUCUUUCGUUUCGGGCACUGCAGGCAAUUUCUCUCAGCCAGCCCUGGGGGCCGGAGGAGGUGGUGUCUCCGGCAGGAGUGGUGCAUAUUCGCCUUCUUUGACAGGUACUGGUGUUAGUUCGCCAACCGCCCUUAACUUCGAGCGUUCUCCUAGCAUAUCAUCCAACGUGAGCUCGGCAGCUGUAGCUCCAUCAUCACUCUCAAAGAUCUCUGCAACUCAGAUCCUGCUCUUGCUUGAUACCAUCAGCGAGAGAGAAGGCAAAGUCAAGUGGGAUAGCAAAGCUGAAAAAGUCAGAAAACUUCUAGACUCCAACGGCAUGGAGGUCUUUGCACAAUUCUUCCGUCGGACUGUCAUCCUCAAUGCUGCUGCCAUUUUCUCUGGUGCCAAAGACUUUGAUCAAGGCAGCUAUAAACUCCUUCGACAAGAGCUAGACAAAGUGCUCUGGGACUAUGAACAGUCCUACAAAAUUGCAGAAGCAAUAGACACGUCCAAGGAAGAUCUUUUCCGUGACUUCGACCUUGUUACCUUCAUCCAACACUUCUUCAGCGACACAUUGCCACAGGUCAUUCUGGCUAUUGCUUUUACAAGAUGUGCUCGAAACGAUUUGCGGGCCAAGGCUGAAGCAUUCUUGAACGAAUUUGGCUCCUCUUCGCUCAGGACCCUGGCAGACAAUCGGGCGACCUCCCAAGCCUUCUCCGUCGAGUGCGUCUGUUCGGUCAUUGAGUACUAUGCACUGGCGUCUGGUACGAAGACUCAGCAGCAAAAGAUAGAUCUAUGGACUGCCCUGUCCGCUCGAUACGCUGGGCUAAAGCCAGAUCAAUUCGCCGCGGCCUUGACAUCUUCACAGCUGCUGCGGUUGACUAGCGAGGCACGAGAAUUUGCCCGCGGCCUCCAGCGGAACGGCCCUAAGCCUACCGCAACAAAACAAACAGCCCAAGAUUUUGUAAACUCGUUUGACGCAAAUGUCAUCAAUGAGUCCGAGGUCACCAACGCAGUCUUAUUCUUGAUCUUUUCAUUUAAUCAACAUUACGACCUAAAUCACCUUAUUAAUGCCCUUCAAACAAAGAAGCUUGAUUGGAAUCUUGUCGUUCAAGGCUUCGACAUCCCGGGGCUCCGUCUGCGAAGAGAUUAUUUUCCACAACUCUUGAAUGCGCUUAGGGAACCUGCGAUUGACGACCCGUCUUUCGACUUGCAGAAGCUGUGGGGAGGUCAAUGGCAGAAUGCCGACACCCAGAUUUCAUUCUUAGGAGGCUACCUUGCCGGCUCGCCAAAGGAUAUCCAAUUGGGGAAGCUUCCAAAUCUGAGGUCUAGCCUCUCUAUCGAAGAUUUUACCAAUCAGUCUUCAGAAAUGAAGCGGCUACUUGAAGCAGAACUUGCAAGUCCCUAUCUCUCUGCCGAUGCAUGCCAAGCAGUCUUCGAGGUGGUUCUCGGACCAAAUGCAGCACCAGAAGGCGAAGAUCGUCUGGAUAUCUUGCAUGACGUGUAUCAAUCUCACGCCGCCAUCUUCCUCUUAUACCUGUCCCGCAUCAAUGCAAAGCCAUGGGCUCCUGAUCAAGAGAAAUUCAUCGCUGAGUGCUUCACCAUGUUCCUCGAAAAGGGAAGACCAGAUUAUCAACCUGUCCUCGAAACUCUUUCCUCUCAAAACCCACAAUUCCUCUUUGAUCUUUGCCACCUAGUUUUUCAGCUCGAUCCUCGCCAAACGGAGACCGUUUACGAUCGAGCUGAGGAAUUUGGUUGGACUGAGAGUUUCUUGAAGCACUGGUCGAACCCCUUGGCUUUGGACAUCGCUUGCAUCCGGAACAAAACCGUGCCAGAUUUCAAUCUUGACAAGUAUAUCUCAGAGGCAGCUGAAGCCCAACCUAAUCUCGGGAUGAUCCUCUGCAAAUAUCUCCGAAUCAAGGCCGACGAUGAAUUUCGUGUCCAGAGGGGCGAAACCGCUCCACAAUCAACCCCACUUAGUUUGCGUACUGUUUAUACCCUUCUUGAGAAAUUGGAGGACUAUCUUGACAAUCGCGAACUUCUUGAGGCUGCGCAGACGACCUGUCUACAAACAUAUCCACGAUUGAUGAAUUACGGCGCUGGCUUUGAUGAUGUUUUGGAGAAAAGCAGUGAAGAAAAGGGCAACAAGCUUCCUGAAGCCAUUGACAAGCAGAUGUCAGAACUAUUUGGCAGAAUGUACCGUUCCGAAUUGUCCAUCCGUGAUAUGGUCAAUGAGAUGCGACGAUACAAAACUUCUCGAGAUCCAGAUCAACAGGAUCUUUUCUGUUGCAUCGUUCAUGGCCUGUUCGACGAGUACGUCUGCUAUAACGAGUACCCCGAGGACGCACUUGAGAAGACCGCACUGUUGUUCGGUAGCAUCAUCAAAUACAAACUGCUUCCUUCCAUUCCUCGGGAAUUUGGCCUCGCACUAAUACUACGAGCGGUCCGUGAUCAUGAAGGCGAUUCUCUCAUGCAUCGAUUCGGUAUAGAAGCAUUGCUGCAGAUUAGUGAUCAGCUUUCUGAGUGGCCAGGGCUGUGCAGUUUGUUACUGCAGGAGCCUUCCCUCCAGCACCCAGAAAUCCUUCAACGAGCAGAAGAAGGCCUGAGAGCAGAACAAGCGAGUGGGACCGUGGUGGGUACAAACGGAACAGGCAAGACCCUUCCCACAAAUGGUGAAGAGCCCACAAAGACCGAUGCAAACCGCGGAUUUCGAGGCUUGCGAGCCGACCCUCCUCCACCUCGCUCGACUUUCCGUGAUCCUGAUUCAAAGGUCCAAGAGAAAAUCCUUUUCGUGAUCAACAACCUUUCAAAGGAUAAUAUGUCCAGCAAAUUCACAGAUCUGAAGGAGUCACUCAGCACUGAACACUACCAAUGGUUUGCAUCCUACCUGGUCGAACAACGUGCAAGGUUGGAGCCCAACAAUCAAGAGAUGUAUCUCCAGUUCAUCAAACUAGCGGACGAUUCUCUCCUUCUGUCAGAAAUCAUCAGGGAAACCUACGUGAGUGUAGCCAAGUUGAUGGGUGCGGAGUCAACCAUCAACUCUGCCACAGAACGAAGUCACCUCAAGAAUCUCGGUGGCUGGCUUGGCUCUCUCACCUUGGCACAGGAUAAGCCGAUCAAACAUCGGAACGUUUACUUUGUCGAUCUACUCAUUGAGGGCUACGAAACCCAGCGACUACUUCUGGUCAUUCCGUUCACCUGCAAAGUUCUGGCGCAAUGUGCACGUUCAGUUGUGUUUAUGCCCCCCAAUCCAUGGCUGAUGGAGAUUGUUCAGGUCUUAGUGGAGCUCUACCAUUUCGCUGAGCUUAAGCUCAACCUGAAGUUCGAGAUAGAAGUUCUCUGCAAAGAUCUGAACCUGGACUUCAAGAAGAUAGAGCCUGCUACGGUCAUACGAGAUCGUCCUCAAAAUGAUGACGAAAUCACCAAUAUCUCCGGCCUACCGGACGGUCUUGAAACCUUUGACGAAAUGUCACUCAACGGCGCCAUUAACCGUGGUGUGAGAGAACGACUAUCAGCUCCAGAAAUCAUGGCGACGCUUCCUAAUCUGGAAGAAGUGCUGAAAUACCCUCCUACCUCCGGCAGCCCUGCUGACCAGGCCAUGGUCAAGAAUAUUAUCUAUCGGGCAUUUGACCAAGCCAUUCAGGAGAUAAUAGCUCCUGUAGUUGAGCGCUCAAUUACUAUUGCCUCCAUCUCCACAGCCCAACUUGUUGCCAAAGAUUACGCCCUUGAACCUGAUACGGAGAGAUACCGAGAAGCUGCCCGCCAUAUGGUAAAAGCGCUUGCUGGAAGUUUGGCUCUGGUAACAUGUAAAGAGCCACUUCGGAUGAGCAUCUCCAACUAUAUCCGUCGGCCAGCCCAGGAGGACUUGCCCGAGCAACUCCUACCCGAGGGCGCCAUCCUUAUGUGUGUCAAUGACAAUCUGGACACUGCCUGCAGUUUCGUCGAGCAGGCUGCUGAGCAACGCGCUCUUCCUGAGAUUGACCAGGUCAUUGAGGGAGAGUUGGAAGAGAGACGUCGAUUCCUUGCUGAAGCAGCUGGUCGGAACUUCAUUCCCUCGGGAAUCAAUCGUUGGUCAGCGUGGAUUCCUGAGCCUUACAAGCAAACGGUUGGCGGAUUGAACGACGCUCAAAGAGCUGUGUACGAAGACUUUGAUCGUCGCGUCCAUGGAAUGAACGUAAACCAUGUGACUAACGCCUCCGCCGACACUACCGGGCGCCAAAUCCCUGACGUCUUGCAGGAUGCUUUGGCAAUGCCGGCUCUGUCUACACCAGCCGAUCAGCCCGUCCUGCCACAUCAGAGUCCUCUGGUUCAGCAGGAGAACCGCAUCCUGUCGGCAUUGCAGCAACCUCGAGUCAACGGGUUCCCAGAAACACUUCCCCCCCAUGAGAGAAUAUCAAUCCUCAUUGAAGAUGUCCAGAAAGCUGCAAGAGCAUCUGAAGCAUCCCGACUGAAAGAUUUGGAAAGGAACAGCUCCAUCUUUCAGGAUUUUCGGCAGAUCCUCAUCGUGCUUACCUCCUCUACUCGCCCAGCGGCAGAUCUAUUGGCCAGGCAGAUCGCCGAGAAGAUUUGCAACAUCUUUGUCUCAAAGCCACCUCAAGGCCCCCUCGAGGCUGAGGUUCUUGCAUUCUUGUUGUCUAAACUUUGCCAGCUAUCCGAACUCAUCAUUCGCGAUGUUUUAAGAUGGAUGACAGCAAAUGAAGACCUUCUGUUGGGGAGCUCCAAUGUUGUUGUCGCUUUGUUGGCAGUGGGUUUGAUGGAGUAUACACGGGUUGAUAUCGCUAUUGCGUCAGUCCUUAUGGCACGAAAUCCUCACGGGCUCCAGGUCUUUGCAGAUAUACUGGAUCAGACCCUGUUCACCGACGAGCCAACCGCGUUGCGUGCCGAUUUCGCAAAUAGUAUGAUUGCUAUGUCAUCAUGGCUCAAGGAGGAGUCUGAACUUCCCUUGGCCACCGAGAUCAACCGAAAGUUGGAAGCUCACGGUUUUUCACAAUUCGUCAGUGUGGACAUCCCUGACAAAGUCAAAGUCAAGCAAGAUCAAAUGCGAUACGUCUUCGAUGAAUGGGUUGGAAUCUUCGAGAAUAUUGGUCCAAACGAAGGUACCUGUGCAGCAUUUCUCAAGGAGCUCCAUAAAGAACAAACAAUCAACAGCACAGAGGAUUUGACGGAAUUUCUGCGUUUGUGCCUCGAGGCUUGUAUCGACUGCUACGACCGCGAAGCGCAAAGCGUUCGAGGCAGUGUUGAUGUUGCAUUCUCGCACGCUGAUGCACUUGCUCGCCUUGUUAUCUUGUUGGUUAAGUUCCAAGGUGAUAACACCGGCGCAGUCCAAAUCAACAAAGCCACCUAUUUGCAGAAUAUCUUGACAGUCCUCGUUCUUAUUCUGAACCAUCACCAGGUCAUGCGUGGUGUGGCUUUUCAUCAACGCCUCUUCAACCGUCUCUUCACCAGCAUGCUUUACGAAUACUCUUCAGCAAGACUGGAGGACACAUCUGAUCACAAUGAUCUCAUGCUGGCGUUUGCCAAGUGCUUCAAGUCUCUACAGCCUGCAUGGUUCCCGGGCUUUACCUAUGGCUGGCACAGCCUGGUACUCCAUCGAGUAUUUGUGAGUGGUGUUCUCAGACCCAACAAUCAACGUGGAUGGGAUAGCUACCGUGAGCUCCUUGGGUUGCUUCUGCUUUAUAUCUCGGAGUUGUCGAAAACACCUGGUCUCGAUCUUUUGAAUCUUGACCUUUACAAGGGUACUCUUAGAAGCAUCCUAGUGUUACUUCACGAUUAUCCUGAGUUCCUAUGUGAGAACCACUCUCAUCUCUGCUCCAGAAUCUCAUAUGGCAUCCCUCAAUUGAGGAAUCUGAUCCUUACGGCCAAGCCAUCAGCAUAUCACGACCUUCCUGAUCCAAUGACCCCUGGCUUGAAGAUCGAACGUCUAGAUGAGAUGAAGCGAAACCCGGUUCUUGCUCAUGAUUUUGAUGCACCACUAGAACAUGAGGGGUUAAAACAAAUCGUCCAUGAUAUCGUCCACGAAAGUACUGAGGUGGAAGUCGGGUUGAAGCAAAUCAAGGCUGUACUACAAAGCGAAGCAGCACAAGCUUCAGCGGUGUCGCCAGCCAAGAAUGUGGAAAUCAUCAACGCCCUGGUGCCCUUUACUGGACAAGAUGCGCUGAAUAGUACGCCAGGAAGAUUUGAUCCUAACUCGGUGCACGUGUCAUUCUUCACCAAACUCGCGCUUGGUCUCGACUAUGGCGGACGAUAUCAGCUCUUGAAUGCAAUCGCCGAUCAGAUUCGCUACCCCAACACUCAUACCGACUUCUUCUGCAAAUUGUUGCUUCACUUGUGGGGAAGUGGAAACGUGGAAGAGGAACAACGAGAACUGCGAGAACAAAUCGCUCGUGUGGUGUACGAACGCCUUACCGUUGCACGACCGCAUGUUUGGGGCAUGAGCAUACUUUUCAUUGAAUUACAGCAGAAUGGUGCCUAUGGCUUCUGGGAGUCGAUAACAUCCGAUGUGAAUAUGCAGCAACGUCUACAGCAAGCAAUGCGGACACCGAACUGA
Messenger RNA from Exophiala aquamarina CBS 119918, 6915 nucleotides. RefSeq lists its product as uncharacterized. The coding region runs from base 1 to 6915 and encodes 2304 amino acids. Gene Ontology annotation, cellular component: P-body; CCR4-NOT core complex. The record is from RefSeq and is a predicted model, not a curated record. Gene Ontology annotation, biological process: nuclear-transcribed mRNA catabolic process, deadenylation-dependent decay. The transcript has a single exon. Gene Ontology annotation, molecular function: molecular adaptor activity. NCBI's taxonomy places the organism in Eukaryota, Fungi, Ascomycota, Eurotiomycetes, Chaetothyriales, Herpotrichiellaceae.